Dracunculus medinensis (Guinea worm) is the source of this 660-nucleotide messenger RNA. The record is from the annotation of a GenBank genome assembly. Lineage: Eukaryota; Metazoa; Nematoda; Chromadorea; Rhabditida; Dracunculidae.
AUGACUAUUUCAUAUAAUCUUGAUGUCGCAUCUGCAUCACCGCUGAAUUUUUUUCGUUUAAUAUUUCGUUGGAAGGCAAGUAUUUGGAAAAUAUGUUUAAAAGAACUGUUAGUGUGGACUAUUGCAUUUCUGUUGAUCACUUUUGUUUAUCGAACACCUUAUUUUCUCAAUGAUUAUCAAAAAACUGUUUUUGAACAGUUAGCAGUUUAUUUUGAUUCUCAUCUUAAAUAUAUUCCACUGACGUUUAUGCUUGGAUUUUUUGUUCAAAUUAUCGUUAAAAGGUGGUCCAUAUUAUUCCAAAAUAUGGGAUAUGUCGAAAGUUCAGCUUUAUAUAUUGGGGGUUAUGUCUAUGGAGCAGAUGAUGAAUGUCGGCUUCUGCGAAGGACAAUGGCACGAUAUCUUUGUUUAACACAAUUACUUGUAUAUAGAGACAUAAGCGUCCGUGUAAGAAAACGAUUUCCUACCUAUGACAGUAUUAUUCAAGCUGGAUUUAUGCUUGAACACGAAAAAGAAAAAAUUGAAUCAGUGAAACUAAAUUUCAACAAAUACUGGGUUCCAGUUAAUUGGAUAUAUGCAUUAAUUUUUAGGGCUCGCGCUGAUGGAAAAAUUAUCAGUGAUUCUUUCACCAACAAACUUUGUGAUGUAAGCUUUUAUUAUUAG